GCGUGAGGUGAAGCGCUUUGUUGAUCUGACUGCUGAUGAGACUCAUGAUUUAUGGCUUACAGCGCAAAAAGUUGGUGGUCGACUUGAGUCGCUCCACAAGGCAUCUUCCCUCACAUUUGCAAUCCAAGACGGGCCUCAGGCAGGACAGACAGUUCCUCAUGUUCAUAUCCACAUACUCCCACGCAAAAGUGGUGACUUUGAGAAAAAUGAUGAAAUUUAUGAUGCUAUAGACGUGAAGGAGAAUGAAUUAAAGCAGCAGCUUGACUUGGAUAAGGAAAGGAAGGACAGAAGCCUUGAAGAGAUGGCUCAAGAAGCAAAUGAAUACAGAAAGCUUUUCUCCUAA
This is a messenger RNA of Ilex paraguariensis (yerba mate), 343 nucleotides long. Lineage: Eukaryota; Viridiplantae; Streptophyta; Magnoliopsida; Aquifoliales; Aquifoliaceae. The record is from the annotation of a GenBank genome assembly.